AUGAAGGUCCUCUUUUUGCACCCGGACCUUGGAAUUGGAGGUGCCGAACGUCUUAUUAUUGAUGCGGCAAUUGCAUUGAAAAAUAAACACCACGAUGUAAAAAUAGUGACAGCACAAUAUGACGAGUCGCAUGCGUUCAGCGAAACAAAGGAAUUAGAUGUCAGAGUUAUAAAACUCUUUCCGAGACACAUAUUGGGCAGAUUUUUUGCUCUUUGUGCGUACAUUCGAAUGAUUUUUGCUGCCAUUGCGAUUUGCCUAAAGAUGGAUUUUGAUGUCGUUGUUUGCGACCAAGUUUCUGCGUGUUUGCUGGUUUUCAAGCUGUUUUCAAGCGCCAGGAGGAUAUUUUAUUGUCAUUAUCCGGAUAUGCUUCUCACCGAAAGGAAAACGUAUUUGAAAUCUAUGUAUAGAUUUUUACUAGAUUCUUUCGAGGAGUGGACGACAGGGAUGGCUGAUAUAAUUUGUGUGAACAGUCAGUACACUGCCGGAGUUGUUCGUAGCACUUUUAAAUCUUUGAAAGAUCAUAAAUUAGAGGUCGUGUAUCCAUCACUCAACAUGAAAUAUUUUGACGAGAUUGAAACACGAACGGUUGAAGAAAUUCCUGAAGAUGCGAAGUUUGUAUUCAUGUCAUUAAAUCGAUACGAAGUCAAGAAAAAUGUCGCUUUGGCAGUUAAAGCCUACGCACAUCUUCGUCACAUUUUAUCUGCUACGGAAUUUGAUCAUACAUGUCUGGUUAUUGCCGGAGGAUAUGACAAGCUUAAUCAAGAAAACGUGACUUAUUAUCGUGAAUUGGUUGACCUUGCGUUGGCUAACGAUAUUCCAUCGCGACAUAUUGUAUUUCUCAAGUCUCCAUCUGAUCGAGAAAAGGCAUAUUUACUGAAACGUGCAACAGCCGUUCUUUAUACUCCGCACAAUGAGCAUUUUGGUAUUGUGCCCAUUGAGUCUAUGUACCUUGGCAAACCCGUAAUAGCUGUGAAUUCUGGAGGACCAAUGGAAACGAUUGACGACGGGAAAACUGGGUUCCUUUUGGAGCAGGCACCACAACAGUUUGCAGAAGCAAUGAAAACAAUACUACAACGAGAGGAUUUAAGAUUGUUGGCUGCCAAAGAGGGUCCAAAACGGGUGCAACGAUUAUUUGCUUUUGAGGCCUUUGCGACGCAAUUUGAUCGAAUUAUUCGCGGAUUGCCGGUUGAU
Molecule: messenger RNA, 1191 nt
Organism: Mesorhabditis belari
Lineage: Eukaryota; Metazoa; Nematoda; Chromadorea; Rhabditida; Rhabditidae
Source: the annotation of a GenBank genome assembly